UACGAGGUCAUACGCUGCAUCAAAAUGUUUGACCUACACGGGUGCAAAAAGCUGCUAGGUUCUAUGCAGGAGGACUAUCGGGCGCGCUGGGCCUACAUCUCUUACCUGGUACGCUGCCGACAGGGGCUCCUGGCCACACGCAACACACUACAGCGUCUGCUCAGCCGGGUCAACCGAGACAAGGAGAUCUGUAGCCGACAUUUGACCAACAUUUGUGCCCGUCGUUUCCUGGAGCGGAGAGAGAAGAGGAUGUACCGAUUCAUCGCAGACUUCCAGAAGCUCUCCAUGUCUGACGAGAAAAUUGACCUCGUGGAACAGUUUCUGCAGCUUCUCUACCAGGAGAUGAGCACGGAUGUUUUGUGGAAAGACUUCUGCAGGAACACCUGCGUAAGCUGAGCAAAGUGGUGAGCCCGACCCACAAGGACCUGCGCAUCCCUCACAUGUACCACGCUGAGUGCCCCUGGCCCGCCGCACAGAAGGAGAUUUACAUGAUCAACGCAUAUAGGACCCCCAAGGACAAGAUCCAGUGUGUUUUACGGUGCUCCCAGACCAUUAUGAACCUGCUGAGCAUGGCCAACGAGAAGUCAGUCCCUGCGGCGGACGACUUUAUGCCCGUCCUGAUCUUCGUGCUGAUCAAGGCCAACCCCUUCAACCUCCUGUCCACCAUCCAGUACGUGAACAGCUUCUACGAGAGCCGGCUACACGGAGAGGAACAGUACUGGUGGCUGCAGCUCACCUCGGCCGUCGAGUUCAUCAAGACCAUGGACUACUCGCAUUGACAAACGGCGCAUUGGUAGAACGUAACACACGCAUUUACGAAGGAUGCGUUGGUAGUCAUAGCAUGUGCAUUGACAAGGGAUGCGUUGGUAGGCAUAGCACAUGCAGUGACAAACAAUGCGUUUAUAGAAAUAUUGUAUGCAUCGGCAAACAAGCCUUUGUUAGUCAUAGCACAUGCAUUGAGGAAGAGUGCAUUGGUAGUCAUAGCACAUGCAUUGAGGAAGAGUGCAUUGGUAGUCAUAGCACAUGCAUUGACAAACGACGCAUUUGGUAGUCGUAGCACACACUUUGACAAACAACUCAUUUGUAGACAUAGCACACGCUUUGAUAAACAGCGCGUUGGUAGACAUAAUGCACAGGAUGAUUUCCUAGACUGGUAGAUGGUGUAGAUGGGUGCGGGUGUGUGUGUGUGUGGAGUUCUGGGUUAGCUUGUCACUGACCACUGUCGGAGGACCUGGAUCAGGCUUUAGCUGACCGUUACAGGGUUUGCUGGCGGUGGCGACCGUUAAAGGACUGACGGGUGGUGGCUUAGCGCCCUUAUUGUUCAUCUCUAAACAGGAGAUGUCUUUGAAACAUUUUGUUUGUGUUGAAGAAAGUGUAUGACUUUGGUGACAGUCAAGGAAACAUGACUUAAAUUUUUUUUAGUUUGUGUUUAAAAAGAGAGUAUGACUUUUGUAUCGGUCAAGAAAAUAUAUCUUGAACGUUUUAGUUUGCGUUGAAGAAAGUGUAUGACUUUUGUAACAGUCAAAGAAAAUUGACUUUAGCCUUUUAUUUACGUUGAAGAGAGAGUAUGAUUUUUGUGUGUUGGUCAAGGAAAUAUGACCCAAUCUUUUUUAUUUGCGUCAAUGGGAGCGCAUGAUUUUUGCAUAGAUCAAGGAAAAAUGACUUGUGCCAUUUGUUACGUGUUGAAGAGAGCAUGCGGUUUGUGUAAAGGGUCAAGAGGUCAGUGCACGGUAGUCUCUGGGAACAAAACAGCCUCGUUGUGUUUGUUUAUGAGUGUGUCUUUUGUUGUUGUUGUUGUGAGUUUCUUGCUGCAAGUGGGAACGGUUUUUUGUGGAAAUAAGUGGGUGGUUAGUGGGUUGUUCUGAUGUGAUUGGCUCCUUCUUUCCUAGUAAACUUGUCUCAG
Molecule: messenger RNA, 1903 nt
Organism: Aplysia californica (California sea hare)
Lineage: Eukaryota; Metazoa; Mollusca; Gastropoda; Aplysiida; Aplysiidae
Product: GTPase-activating protein and VPS9 domain-containing protein 1
Biological process (GO): vesicle-mediated transport
Cellular component (GO): endocytic vesicle; cytosol
Molecular function (GO): guanyl-nucleotide exchange factor activity; small GTPase binding
Source: RefSeq, a predicted model, not a curated record